UGUCUGGUGUCUUAUGUAGGCUUGAGGUAAAUAACUAUUUUGGUAAUAAUUAUUAAGGAAUAACGAACUUACCUAAUUGCAUGUCUAAUGUAUUUACUGAAUAAAUUAGGGUUGUUUUCAUUUAAGUGUAGGGAAUCCUUAGAGGAGGUAAAAUGUUUAAACUGGUGUUUUUAAGUGUUGUUAAUUACACUUAGUACUGACUUCACAAAAAUAUCUUCGUGAAGGAUGUGCUGUGGAAAAUCGCUUUAUUGAUAGAAUCCUUCCUUGUUAGGGUGAUGAGGAGAACAGAUGUUUGCAGCAACUUUUAUGUUUCCAAAAUGAAAAGAAACCUCAAAACACUAUGGCAAUAUCUGUAUUUACUACCAGUAAAUGCCUCUUUCUGGUGCUUCCCCUGAUACGUGUGAUACACUUAGAGAACUACCUUAAGCCAGUGCUGUUCAAGCUCCAGCCUGUACUGUCUUACGUGUUCAGUGAUGGUGAUUUGUGUUGGGUUUUGGUGGAGUUUUUAUAAGUGAAAAAUUCUCUUCACCUGCUUUACAGCAGACCCUGUCGCACUGUUGUUAGUUUACCAAAAUAUGGAAAGCUUAAACAUUUCAGUAUCCACAGGGUGGCAGUGUUCAGAGGAGCAAAGCUGGAGCCAGUUGGUCCACUGCCUUUUUUCCCAAAAGCUGCAGUUUGAGGUAAUGUAAUUAAUUACAGUGUUGGGGAAAGGGGAGUGUUUGGGAGGCUUGGGAUCCAAACAAGAGAUACAAGGCUUACGUUAGGAGUACUAAUCAGAUUAUUAAGACCUCAGAAAGUCAGAAGGCAGAGUUAAGAGCAGAACCUUGCAUUGCUGCAGUGGAAGUCGCAGACCAAUUUUCUGCCUACAUGUGAAGAUAAAUAAAUUUUAGCCUCUGACUUUAUUGAGCAGUGGAAUUAGGUCACCAACAGAAGCAACUCAGAUGUUCCCCUCUUAAUGUCAAAGCUAUGACAUUGAGUGCAUCUCUCAAGUUGUUGAGUAGCAGAACACUGGUCUGUGAUAUUUAGAUAGUCUGUAACCAUGCAGAUGGUAACUCUUUGGUCACUGUUCCUCAAUUUUAAUAAAAAUAACCAAAGAUGUGGAGGUGAGAUGGUAUGUUAACCUACUCUUUCAGUAUUUUUAAAUAGAAAAUUAGCUUUUCAGCUGAACUUGAGGGAGCAGAUAUCUAGAAAAAGACCUUUAAAAUAUCAAAAGAACAAAAGUUAAUCCAUAGUACAAGCUAUUCCAGGAGCAACAUUGUUGGACCAAACUGGAAUUUUAGGAUUUUAGUGUUGCACUGCCUGGUUUAGCUAGGAGUAGCAGCUCUACAGAGGGAAGAAUAGCAUGCUGAAUCAAAAGGGAUAGCUUGAGAGAAGUUGACCCUCUUUCUUUCUCUCCCACCACUGGAAGUGGAAUAGCCCCUGGUUGCGUGGGGCCUUUCAGCCUGGGAGAGCCAUUUGCUGGAUGCGUGGAGACUUGAACAAGGAUAUCCCUUCUAUGUUUCUUCACAGAAUGGUGUCUUCAGGUGGAUCACAAGCAUUCCCAGACAUGCAUCACUUUGAGGAAGAAUUAACCUGUUCCAUCUGCUAUAGCAUAUUUGAAGAUCCACGUGUUCUGCCCUGUUCCCAUACGUUCUGUCGGAAUUGUCUGGAGGGUGUUAUUCAGCUCUCGGAAAACUUUUCCAUCUGGAGACCCCUGAGACUUCCUCUGAAGUGUCCGAACUGUAGGAGUAUCGUUGAAAUUCCUGCCUCUGGGAUUGAAUCCUUGCCCAUCAAUUUUGCGUUAAAAGCUAUUAUUGAAAAAUACCAACAGGAGGAUCACUCUGAUGUUGCAACCUGCAGUGAGCAUUACAGGCAACCCCUGAACGUCUACUGUCUUUUGGAUAGAAAACUGGUAUGUGGCCAUUGCCUUACGAUAGGCAAACACAACGGCCACCCCAUAGAUGACCUUCAAAGUGCCUACCUAAAAGAAAAGGAGUCUUCUGGAAAACUUCUGGAGCAGCUGACUGAUAAACACUGGACCGAUGUAUGUUUGCUCAUUGAAAAGCUGAAAGAACAGAAGUCCCUCUGUGAAAGCGUUGUUCAGGAGGAUAAGAAAGCAGUAGUCCAUUAUUUUAAGAAACUUACCGAUACCUUGGAGCACAAAAAACAAGCUCUGCUGACGGCGCUGGAUGACGUCAACGCGCACAUUUUGGAAGAAUAUGAGCCUCUCAUUGAGAAGUUGAAAAAAAUAAGAGAAGAGCAGCUUGAAUUAAUGUCACUGAAUACAUCUAUUCAAAAAGAAGAGUCCCCGCUUAUUUUUCUUGAGAAGGUGGAUGAUAUGCAUCAACGUAUAAAAGCUUUGAAACAGAAACAGCUGCCGGAUGUUAAACCUGUGGAGGUUUAUCCGAGGGUUGGGCACCUGUUGAAAGACGUGUGGUCUAAAACUGAAAUCGGUCACAUCAACAAGAUCCUCACUCCAAAAAUAAAACUGAUUCCAAAAAGGAAGUUACGCAGCAAAAGCAGUGGAAAGGAAGGAAGAGAAUCUAAAGUGCUCCUCCAGGCUGUAAAUCCUUUAGCAGUCCUGCUUCUUUUUAUCAUACUGAGUAGUAUCUGUGGGAGUUCUGGUGAAACGCUGCACACAGGUGUUUACUGCCAGCUAAAAACACGUAUCAGAUGGUCGCUGACUCUGUUUGCUACUUCUGAGGAGAUGCUCCAGUCUAAACUGUGCUCGGGAGUGGAAUCCCCAGAGAGAGCCCCUGUUGGCCUUCAGUUAGGAGCAGGCUGAUUACAGCAAGUACCAGGACAGCCUUGGAGAGCUGCAGUUCCAACAGCAGAGCACAGCGUGAACUUUGGGAAGAUUCUCUCUAAUGGAUGUCCCCAGAGGACAAGCCUUGUUGAAAAAAAUUGUGUUGAGACCCAGUGGGGGAAGAGACUGCAGUUUCCAGGUGUCCAAGCAGCCUGCAGGGAACAGAGCAAGUGCUGAGGUACCAAGGUGGCCUCUGAGAGCACAAACCAGAGUAUGCCUCUUCAGGAAUGUCUCUUGCAGGUGAAAAUAAUGCAUUGUUCCCCCCUCACCUUCCCCAGCUCAUUCACCGAGGGGUUACCCUGCCCUGCACCUCCUCUUGCACUUCAGCAAAAAUUCACAGACCCCGUCUUAGCGUGAGCUCAGAAUUUUUUGUGCUUCCCAUCACCUGCCCUCUGCAGCUUCCCUUUCUGCAUUACACACCUUAUAGCAAAUUAUCACAGUCUCCCCCAUCCCCUUCAGUUUUCCAGACCAGCUCCACGCUGAUGAUUUCAGGGGAGGGUGAGGGUCUGGGUCCAUCACACGGGGUUUAGCUGUGCUGGGACUAUGGCAACAAAAGCAGGAUAAACUAACUCAGGUUCUGUGUAUUUCUGUCUGGAAACAGCCAAUGGCAAUGGGAACAAGGCCCAGAAGCAGAAGGAGCUGCAGCCCAGGGCUGCUCCCAGCUCUUCUACCCCCAGCCUUCUUCCUGAGCAGCAGCACCAGUGCAAGUGUGCCAGGUACUGCCCUGAUUUUUGGAAUAAAACACACAGUUUCAGUUCUUAAGAUACAAAAAACCCCUCAGAUUCAAAGCAGAGACCUGUCUGUAAGAGGGUAGUGGUACCUAACCCUGUCUGUCAGGAGGGCAGAAGCCAGCAGAUGGUAACGACUGCCUUAAAAACCCAGAGUGCACAAAAACGGC
Messenger RNA from Calidris pugnax (ruff), 3683 nucleotides. RefSeq names its product tripartite motif containing 59 (gene TRIM59). Gene Ontology annotation, molecular function: zinc ion binding. Bases 1463 to 2764 code for a protein of 433 amino acids. Gene Ontology annotation, biological process: cilium assembly. The transcript is spliced from 6 exons. The record is from RefSeq and is a predicted model, not a curated record. Gene Ontology annotation, cellular component: centrosome; cilium; intraciliary transport particle B. Lineage: Eukaryota; Metazoa; Chordata; Aves; Charadriiformes; Scolopacidae.